Messenger RNA from Drosophila serrata, 783 nucleotides. RefSeq lists its product as uncharacterized. Lineage: Eukaryota; Metazoa; Arthropoda; Insecta; Diptera; Drosophilidae. The record is from RefSeq and is a predicted model, not a curated record. Gene Ontology annotation, molecular function: DNA binding.
UCCGCCAGCUGUCGAUUACCUGUCACCACUAAUGCGCGGCUAAGCGAAAAGUGCAAGAGUUUGGAAAUAUCAUUAAAGAAGCAAAGCCGUGUAAACUAAAUACAGUGCAGAUGUGGACAAGUUCGAAUAUCUACGAGGACCACAGGAAGCCACUGCCGUACAUCCGCCGCAUUAGAAUGUCACUGAAGCGGAACCAGCUGCGGUGCUCAAAGCCACCGCCUCAGAAUCGUCAAGAACUUCUGGAGAGUAUCGAACGAGACCGCGGAGUUCUGGGAGCCUAUCUUCAAAAACUAAACAGCCAACAAGAGGAAAUCUCUACAUUUCCUGUUUCUGCGCCUCCAGCUGCACCGGCUCUAUCCGCUCCCCACGCUUCUCCUGCUCUGUCCGUUCCCCACCCUCCACCUCCUAUGUCCACUCUACCAGCUCCUCCUGUGCCACAGCGCUGCAGCUACGACCUUUUCUUCGAGAGCGCCUGCAUCACCGUCAAGAACUUACCUCCAAAACUGGCUGCAGAGGCCAAGAGCAGAAUAUCCCAGAUCAUCACCGAAUUCGAAAUCCGUGCCAUCGAAAUGGAAGCCAUGCAACAGCAGCAGCAGACGAAAGACAUAUUGAAAGGUGACACCCUUGAGGACGAUAAGUCGAAGAUAGUCUACGAAUUCCAUCCGUGCCCCUAAAGUAGGUUGUGAGUUUUCUGUUCAAGCAACCCAAGAGUGUGCCAGGGCACACUUACAAAACAUUUUGGGAGACCUUUCCAUCAAAAUUAACAAUAAAGUUGUAAGACUU